This is a messenger RNA of Dovyalis caffra, 231 nucleotides long. The record is from the annotation of a GenBank genome assembly. NCBI's taxonomy places the organism in Eukaryota, Viridiplantae, Streptophyta, Magnoliopsida, Malpighiales, Salicaceae.
AUGACCAUGACCGUGACCGUGACUCGUGAGUCCAUAAGGCAUGACUCUAUAAGAUUGAUGAUAGGUGAGCAAACUAGAGCCCGGAGCUUAGAGGUCGGAGGAUUGGCUAGAUUGCCACCUGGAGAGUGGAGUGGAGACCGAGACUCUAAGAGUUCAAUAGAGUCGAGAGAUGAGAAUGAGACUAAGUCGACUAGUCGAGAGACACGAGAGCGAGAUCCGAGUGAGGAGUGA